GAUGCAGGCUAUAAUGCAAUGCAGUGCGAUGCGUACUUGCAAGCGGUCCUGCGCCACUGUACAGUAAGAAUUUAAUUCGCGCUCCACGCUACGCGGCAACAGCCGUCGUGAGUCGGUAGCAAUGAGUUCCGAUCAACUCAUAGCUAACGAGUUGUUGGCGUUUAUACAAUACGCCAUUGACACCAUGGACGAGGUCAGCAUCCUGCAGAUCUGUAAGUCCAACUUCAAGGAGGAUGAGGUUUGCAGUGGCAAGGCGCUGCUGUUCCGGUUUGUCGGCAAGGCCGACAAGAUACCAUCUCGACGGAGGGAUGGAACAGAAAAUAGUGUGCAGGAUAUAAUCACCCUGCUAAAGGAGACGGAUCCGGACGACGUGCCUACAUUCGUGGCAAAGGAGCUGCACAAGCUGCCCCCGGUCACGUUCGACCACAUCGAUGUCACCAGUCUGCUGAAGGACAUCAACUUCCUGAAAGCUAGCCUGGCUGAUGUAGUGAGCAAGUUGGAGGACGCGAAUAACACCAUCGGUGAGUUGCGAGCUCAGGUAGACUUAUUAAGCAACAAUGCAUGCGCAAGUAGGUCACCCGAAGCCUCUAACGUGAACACACGUCGUGGGGCGCAAAAUGCAUCCGUCGGCAGCAUUGAGUCGGCGCCUGCGAGUGCGUCACCGGCCGCCGCCACCGCGAGCGAUGCCUCGCGCCCCGCCGCCGCCGCCCGCCCCUCCGUCACACUGGAGACGUCACGCGAAUGCACGUCUACACCGCAACAUGCCUACGCAGCUGCAGCCGCCAGCCGACCCGUUGAUGCAGUUCCGAAUUGCGAGCGGCGUAGUAAACAACAAACAGAGAAGAGUAGCAAACUCAGCAUCCAACGUGCUACUACGGCCGCGUCACAAAAGCGGAUUUCUGACGAAGAGGGUUUCAUUAAAGUGGAAAGGAAGAAGAGGAAGCCCAUUCGCCGCAAUCUGUGUGGUGCCGCCCCGAUCGGACCGAACUAUCUGCUGCGUCCUGCAAUACCGCCGACGCCGCUGUACGUGUCCCAACUGCAUUACUCUACGAAGGAAGAGGAGAUCGUAGAGUACCUGCGGAUUAAGACCAAUUUCUCCCUCAGAGUCGCAUGGUUGGAGUCCCGUCACAAUGUGAAUUUUAUUUCCUUUGUGGUGCGGGUGCCACCGACCGAAAGAUCAAAUAUUAUGAUGAUGUUGCUGCUCGUAAUUACGCUGGACUCUGAUAGCUAUGUCAUAUUAAUUAGGAUUUCGUAUCUAUCCGAAGACGUGAAAGGAUCUAUGACAGCUGCUGAGAUAUCAGAGCAACUCGACCUUACAUCCAUCAAGCAACAUCCUUGGCACAUACAAGGAUGCUGUGCGCUCACCGGAGAAGGAUUACACCUGGGCCUCGAAUGGAUUGCAAGCAGAAUAAAGAAGAAAUGAUUAUUACAAUGUAAAAUUUAUCUAAGAUGACUAAUAAUAAUUUAAUAGAUACCAAUUUAGAAUAUUGUUAAAGUUGGAUUAUAUUUUUUAAAAUACUUGUAAAUUAAAAUUAACACAGACUACUUUAUUCUAAAAAAUGACUACCAAAUCUAAAUAAGGUUUACGAAUGGGUUAUAAAAUAAAAUGUUUUCAUUGUGUAUAUUUUUAUCUAUUUAUUUCAUCUACUUGAUUCUUGAAAGAAAAAAUUGUACAUAACUUUAUAGUACAGUCAUUUGGAAGUGGUUACCUGGAAAGUUUUCCAGGAGUUUUGAAAAUGGGUAAUUUUAUAAAUUAUAAGGUGUUCUUUCCGAAUUUCGACUUUGCCACCUCGUAUUUUUGCCGCUCUCGCCGCCAUAUUGGAGAAAUGGCGCCUAAAAGCAAUUUUUUGACAAUAUCUCCUUUCCAACUCAUUUUACAAUAAAAACAGUUAGUACGAAAUUCGGAAAGAGCACAUCAAAAUCUAUAAAAUUACCAAUUUUCAAAACUCCCGGAAAACUUUCCAGGUAAAUCUACCAAAUGACUGUACUAUUAGUACUUAUAACGAUUUGACUAUCAUUUAUUUACGGCAAGUAGGUACAACCAAAUGACAACAUAAAAGAAAUAUACAAAUAAUCAGUACACAACGCAAGGUUCACAUACACAUAAAACAUAACAAAAAUUAUCUUGCCUUAUGAAUAAUAUACAACUAUUUUUAAACAAAACAUGAAACAGUUGUCGGAUAGUUAAAAUCACAUGAGUAUGUUGUAGAUAUAUUUUAAUAAAGUGGUAUUUUGAACGUCGAAUAGCAAAAACAUAUGAUAUUUUUAAACACUGAGAUCACAAAACAAAUGACAUCGUCACAGCCUAUAAUAAUGUUAAAUUCCAUUGAAUGGUUGUAACCUGCCACUUGAAUUACAUAUCUCACUAGAGGUUACUCAAUGAAUCCAGAAAAUAUAUUUUUUUAGCUAAACAUAAUAUAUUUACAUCGCUAUUUUAAAUAAAACAUAUUAAAAUAUACUUAUUUCACAUAAAAAUGUGUUUAAAUGCAACAGACACAAAUCACAAAAAUUACUCGCAAUGUAAUUACAUUCUCAGUUAUCUAUCUGCAAAUAAAAUGUUGUACAUAACUUAUUCAACAAAAAAUAUUUAAUUAAGAACAACAACUAUACAAUAUUUAAUGAUGCUAUUAUCAUCUCCAAUCAAUUGUCGCUUGUUGAGACACUGCGGGGAGCUGAAUGUCACACUUUAUUAAUUUAGCUUUACCUUUGAAGACUGAAGAAAAGUGUCAACGUGAAAGAGUUAUAGGAUAAUGAAAAAGCUACACAAUUAGUCCAAAGACUUAAUAAUGCAAUUGAGGUGGUAUGGAUGGUAGCAAAAAGAGAAAGGAUACAAUGAUCUGAAUUAUAGAAGUCCAACUAAGCCAACUAAACCCAUCAAAACCGAUAAGGGAUCAAGUACGCAAAGUACGUACGUAAUUGAGGCCGUCGUUUUCGUCGUCGAUUUUCCCACAAUUCACAAAAGUUGUUAAUAUUCUUUAUUUUUAACUUACUUUGUUUAGUUUUAUUAUGAAUUUAAGUAAAAGGCCAAUCUGAAAAGUGGAUUUAAUAAAUAUGGAUUGGAUCUUUUUUUAUUGCAAUAGUCUACUUGAUCCUUAGACAGUUUUGAUGAGUCUAUAAACAGUAACACAGGUCCAUAGGAUGGGAAUUGCUGGAGCCCUAACUUGCCAUGGCCUUGCGUUGGUAUUCGUCACUUGAAUCAUCGGCGUAUAACGUAUUAUCUGUAGUAAUUUUCCCAUAUUUUUCGAUUUUUUUUGAAUUAGAACUAAAUAUAAACCCCGUCUGUUUUUGAGAUCACUCACAAUUUAUGACCUGGGGGUGAUCAAAUUAAUAUUUUGUGCUGCAACCAGCUAGAUAUAAAAGGGAUGGGUACUUCGCACAAUUUUUUUAAAGUUUUGAAUAGACUUGUUACCUACUUAUCUUAUGUGUUUUUGCCUCGUUGGAUUGUUUUCCAUCUACGCUCCACUAAAGCCUUUCAAUAUUGGGCGUAAAAUUUAAAAUGCGAGUCGGAAGAGUUACAAAAUUGCUACCGUCUGGAUUUCAGUGUGCGUCGAAAACCGUUCGUGCUAAUAUAAUUAUCCCCUGCCUUUUCAAAACCUGUUUAUUUAAGAUUCCUAUUAAGAACACAAGUGCUUGCUUCACAUCGCUCAAUCUAAGGAGUAUAAGUUUUGUUACAAUACUUUCGUUGAAAUACUCGCUAGGAUGACGUAAAUCACGUCAAAAAUACACAAUGUAAUUUAUCAAUCCUAAGUAAAAUAUUUUAUGAAGCCAGAUAUAAUUUUAUAUUUUCCAUUCUAUUCUUUUAAAAUAGAAACCAAUACCGGUAGUGUAAAGAUUACAUUAUUACAAACUCAUUGUGAACAAUAGUACAAUACUUAAUGGUGCGCAAAUGGAGAAAAUCAAUCGACCGAGCUCAAGGUAACACUAUUCGUACGGACUUGGGCACCUCGCGGACAGGACGGCCGCGAACAUGGCCCACAGAACCAAAACUCAUUGUAGAAAAACGUCGUAUUUAGUUUUAGAACGAUACGAAGCGUGUUCACUAACGGCUUGUAGGCCUAUUCGAACUUAGGCACCUCGCGCACAGGACGGCCACGACCACGACCCACAGUGCUGGUCUUUUAUUUAUUUCAUCAAUAAAGAACUUUAUACCGAAACUCAUCGCAGAAAAACGGCGUCGUAUUUAGUUAUGGAACGAUACGAAGCGUGUUUACUCACGACCUGUAGACCUAUUCGGAAUUGGGCACCUCGCGCACAGGAUGGCCGCGACCAUGGCCCACAGUGCUGGUUUUUUAUUUAUUUCAGUAAUAAAUAACUUUCUACUCAAACUCAUUUCAGAAAAAACGUCAUCGUAUUUAGUUGCGUUACGAUACGAAGCGUGUUCACUCACGGCCUGUAGGCCUAUUCGCCAACUGCUUUUGACAGAUGGAAGUGAUAAUCACCGUCACAUACUUGUUCUGAAAAGCAUUUUUUUAGUUACACACUGUAAAUGUCAAUAAAGUUAGCAAAUAGGCCGUCUGGCCGCAUUUACGGGCGCAGAUAUAGUGCGCGAGUGUAAUAGCAAUCUAUACGUAACUUGGCCGCAACUACCAGAGGAGCUUUCCCGGUUCAAAGACCAGUCGAGUUGGCCGUUGCGGCCAAGUGCGCGAUGUUCAUAUGGUUUCUUUAUUUGAUCUGGUCGUGGUCGUGAUCGUGGCCGUCUAGUGCGCGAGGUGCUUAGAACUACGAAUAGUCAGUUUUGCUGCCAUAUUUUUAAGCUCAAUUAUGUACUUACAGCGAACUGAUUUUUUUCUAUUAGAGGACUCUACACUGGAUGUGAUUAUGCACGAAUCAAAUUCGUAGUAUGUUGACAAUAUACACCCUAUUACUACUUCUUACUUUUAAAAUGUCACAUGUUAUGGUAAUGAGAGCGCUAUCUAUGAACUACUGAGUAAAAAUUAUGAAAAAAAAUAGUUCAUCACUCCAGAGGUAAAUUAAUCGAGAUUCGAAAAAAAAGUUUUGAUUGCAUCAGUUAGUUAAUAGAAAUAAAAAAUAAAUUUCACUAUGACGUGUUCGUUAUCACAGUCAACUAAUAUUAAAGAUUAUUAUUGAAAUUAAAACUAAAAAUGUGUACUUAUAAACUAAAGCGUUAACUGGGGAAACAUAUUGUAACUAAUGGUGAACAUUUUACGAUUACGAACAAACUGAACGUAUUCAAGUGUAAGUCUUAAUAAAAAGAUUAAAACGGCCGCACUCAGAGACGCAAUUAAAAUUGUUUGUCAAUGUGAUGUGUUAUCGUCUAGUUAAAUUAAUUAUCCAAAGGAUGUGAUAGCAUUCAAUUUAAUCAAACCUAAAUAAAGAUUAAUGUCCUUGAGUGCAGCCACAAUGUUCUGGAGCUCUAUUUUUGAAUCACUCGCCUUGCGUCGAACGCUCUAUUUCUACUAAUUUUCAUUGUACAUAAUUAAAUCCGUAUUUUUGAAACGCUCGAGUGCAACAAAUGGGUGAGACCACUCGUUGCAUGGCGAAUGGUGGAGGCGAAUGAUAGAAUAAUUGUCAAAUUUGUGUCAGACGUCACGUAAGUGUUAAACUUAUACUUAUUAAGAUUUCUUGUGUGAUUGGAUUUAGCCACUGAGUAAAAUAAACUAUUAGAAACUGUUUUGAAAUGAGUGUUGUGACGUUUGAAUUUUUCAAAUGCCGGCACUUUGCUAUUAGACGACGAAAAUCUAUCCUUGUUAUGCUUUAUAUGAAACGACAAGGGCAGAUUGA
Messenger RNA from Chilo suppressalis (striped riceborer), 5742 nucleotides. The record is from the annotation of a GenBank genome assembly. NCBI's taxonomy places the organism in Eukaryota, Metazoa, Arthropoda, Insecta, Lepidoptera, Crambidae.